UGUAAACAACAUGUGCCAAGAGAUAUUUGGGAAGUGGUCUACGUCGAACGAAAUUGGUCGUGAAUUUUAUAUAGAAAAAUGGAAACCGAAAGCGCGGAAAAUGUGGGAAUUGAGCAAAAUAACGGUGUUCAAACGGACGAAACUGGUGACAAUCAACAAGUUCGACAGGAUUUCAAUUCAGAUAGCAACAAAAUUGAAAUCACCAAUUUGGGAAAAUUUGCGUAUGCGGAAUUACGAGGAUUGGCAAAGAAAUUGAAACUAAAUCCGACAAAAAUGAAAACAAAAAACCACUACGGUGGUCGUGACCAUGCUUUCUUGUGUUUUCGAACGGCUGAAGAAAAAGAGCAAGCGAAAAAGUUGUUGACAGGAUACAAAUGGAGAGGACGUGAAAUUUCGGUAAAAGAUGCCAAAGCAGUUUUGGAUCCAUUGCUCAAAAGACGUCUGGAAGAAGGCAGUCUCGACCAAAAUGCACCAAAGCCAAAGAAAUUUCGUAAGAAAACGGUACUUGAAGCGACCGUACCUUUGGCACACAUACCAUAUGAAGAGCAAUUGAAGCGUAAAGAAAAAGAAUGCAUAAAACAUUUGCAAACAUAUGCAACAGCUGUGAAAAGAGCUUCGCUUGAACUACGGCCACUGAUUCAGGCCAAUCAAAAGGAAACCGGUUUACCGUGUGUGUGGCAUGGUAUAAAAGAAGCGCCAAACACCAAUGGCUACCGCAAUAAAAGCGAAUUUGCUGUAGGAAAGAAUGAAAAUGGAGAGAAAACGGUCGGUUUUCGUUUGGGCGCCUACAGCGAUGGUUCAGUUGAGGUUGGAUCAGUGAACGACUUACCACACAUUCCCGAUCGCACAAAAUUGGCCGUUAAAUUAUUCGAAACAUACAUUCAAUCAUCGAAAUAUGAUGUCUUUUGUAUGGAAUUAUAUACAGGCCAAUUCAGACAAUUUACUGUCAGACAAUCAAAUGCAACCGGUGAAAUAAUGCUUAUCGUUGGUAUCCAUACCACUGAAAUUCUCGACGAACUCGAAGAAUUGAUCAAAGACAUUGUGAACUAUUUCACGGAACGUGUAAGCAACGAGUUGAAUGUAACGUCAAUAUAUAUCGAAGAAAUAAAUAAGCGAGAAAUUGGACAAACGCAAAAUAAAGUACGUCAUAUUUACGGAUCAAAAUAUAUAACUGAUGAAAUUCUGGGCUUGAAAUUCCGUAUCAGUGCUCAAUCGUUCUUUCAAAUCAAUACAAAAUCGGCAGAUGUUUUGUACGAUUUGGCAAUUAAAAUGGGAAAAAUCGAUCCGAACACAACGGUGCUCGAUAUUUGCUGCGGAACUGGCAGCAUUGGAUUGUGCUUCGCAAAGCAUUGUAAAGAGGUUCUCGGUGUUGAAAUUAUCGAAGAAGCCAUAAAUGACGCCAAAUUCAAUGCACAAGAAAAUCAAAUUGAAAAUUCGAAAUUUUACGCGGGUAAUUGCGAUGACUAUAUUCACUCGCUGGUUCACGAAGCAGAAAAUGAGAAUCUUUUGGCAAUUGUGGAUCCACCCAGAGCAGGACUACAAUCUCGUUCAAAAGAAGCGUUAAGGAACGCCCGCGGAUUAAAUCGGUUCAUCUACAUCGCAUGUUCACCAAAAGCGGCAAUGCAAAACUGGAUUGAUUUCAGCCGACCAUGCUCGAAAUCAUUAAAAGGUUAUCCAUUUAUAUUGAAAGAAGCAGCCGCAGUCGACAUGUUUCCACACACCGAUCACAUUGAAAUGGUGCUACUUUUCGAACGGCAAUCAAAGUCUAGUGAGACGAAAAAUGGAACGACCAGCGUUCGCAACGAAAAUGUUUUACAACCGACCGACACAGAUAAAUCGUUAACAGCUGAGUAACAAUUUAUUCAGAUCUAGAGAUCACAUUUUUAUUUUACGUUAUAAUUAGAAAAAUAAGCAUAAUUGAAUUUUUGAAUUUCUAUUUGCCGCCAUUUUAACCCUCGAAUGCAUUAAUUUUUUUUCGACUUGAGACUUAUUUUUCUAUUCUCAAAAAAUGCUAUUGACAAAAUUCGAGAACAAUCAAAACCAUUGUUUAAACUGCAGUAAAACUGCUUUAAACAAAGAAAAUGAUAAUUUUUUUUGUCAAAUUUCUCUUUUCGAGUACAACCAAAGCACGACGACAAUGACAGCUGGGCAACGCAGCAACUUCAUUGUGGUUGUCACUGUUUUUGUUGGGUGACACAAAUUUGUACCAUUUUUGGUUUAGGCGAUCGAAAUUUGUGCCAUUUUUUAUUUUCUCUGGCAACCGCACCAUGGCGCUACGGUUAACGUUGCUUGUCAUCGUCGCGCUUUGAGUACAACCGUGUUUAAAAUUAAACAACCGAUUUACAUCCAGUUGUCAAAUGACCGGAAAAUGAAAGCCUGAACCCUACUGAAUGUAUUUUAAUUCAUAAAUAAAAUCUUUUUUUUUUAAUUAUA
Contarinia nasturtii (swede midge) is the source of this 2433-nucleotide messenger RNA. RefSeq names its product tRNA (uracil-5-)-methyltransferase homolog A. The transcript is spliced from 4 exons. Gene Ontology annotation, molecular function: RNA methyltransferase activity; nucleic acid binding. Lineage: Eukaryota; Metazoa; Arthropoda; Insecta; Diptera; Cecidomyiidae. The coding region runs from base 79 to 1854 and encodes 591 amino acids. Gene Ontology annotation, biological process: RNA processing. The record is from RefSeq and is a predicted model, not a curated record.